Messenger RNA from Brienomyrus brachyistius, 3725 nucleotides. It is a transcript of the gene dvl2, whose product is annotated as dishevelled segment polarity protein 2. Gene Ontology annotation, molecular function: frizzled binding. The record is from RefSeq and is a predicted model, not a curated record. The transcript has 15 exons. Gene Ontology annotation, cellular component: cytosol. Bases 348 to 2600 code for a protein of 750 amino acids. NCBI's taxonomy places the organism in Eukaryota, Metazoa, Chordata, Actinopteri, Osteoglossiformes, Mormyridae. Gene Ontology annotation, biological process: intracellular signal transduction; canonical Wnt signaling pathway.
AGCUCUCGUGACGUCACACGCCGCGCUGGCUCGCCGUAGAGAAAGUUUCGUGGCCCCCUCCUCCUUUUCUCAACUCUACUGUUGUUUUUGUUGUUUGGGUAAAAGUUUGCUUGUGUGAAUGUGCGCCUCUGCGAUUUUCUCGAUCCCUUCGGCAAAGGGAGGAUCAUUUCGCUUAUUCGGAAAGAUCGCUUAAUUUUCUUUCCCGGGGCAGCAAAGGAAGCGAGAAUACGAGCACGAACGCAUUUUAACCGGUCAUUGUCUGGCUGAAGCGGACCGAUCGCGUCUGCCCCCCCCUCCCCAUCCUCUCGUAUAGGUCUGCGGGACAGAGGAAAAAGGGACCUGGCGCAAUGGCGGAGACCAAAAUAAUAUACCACAUCGACGAGGAGGAGACGCCGUACUUGGUCAAGAUUCCCGUCCCUGCGGAAAAAAUCACGCUGCUGGACUUCAAACAGGUCCUGAACAAGCCCAACUACAAAUUCUUCUUCAAAUCCAUGGAUCAGGAUUUCGGGGUGGUAAAGGAGGAGGUCUCCGAUGACUCUGCGAAGUUGCCUUGUUUCAACGGGAGAGUGGUGUCCUGGCUGGUGUCCUCAGAUGGUCCCAACCCAGAACCCCCUGCUGCCGUCCCAGCCCCGCCGAUGGAGGUGCGACCCCCUCCAUCUCCGCCACCCCCACCCUUGCCCCCUCCACCUGCUGAGAGGGUCAGUGGCAUCGGGGACUCCAGGCCUCCAUCUUUCCACCCCAAUGCACCGCCCAGCGUGGACACCCUGGAUGAUCACACGGACACGGACUCGCUGGUGUCCUGCCGUAGGCAGCGGCCGCGGCACAGGGAGAGCCAGGACCCACACGGGCCGAGGAUGAAUGGGCAGAGCCGCCUGGAGCGCCACCUGGCGGGCUAUGAGAGUGCCAGCACACUCAUGAGCAGCGAGCUGGACGCCACCAGCUUCUGCGACUCGGAGGAUGACGACACCAUGAGCAGGUUCAGCAGCACCACAGAGCAGAGCACAGCCUCCCGACUCCUGAAGCGACAUCGUCGACGUAGGAAACAGCGCCCCCCCAGGCUGGAGAGGGCCUCCUCGUUCAGCAGUGUGACAGACUCCACCAUGUCCCUCAACAUCAUCACUGUCACCCUCAACAUGGAGAAAUACAACUUCCUGGGCAUCAGCAUUGUGGGCCAGAGCAACGAGCGAGGAGACGGGGGCAUCUACAUCGGCUCCAUCAUGAAGGGCGGAGCAGUGGCGGCCGAUGGGCGCAUCGAACCGGGGGACAUGCUGCUGCAGGUGAACGACAUCAACUUCGAGAACAUGAGUAACGAUGAUGCGGUCAGGGUCCUGAGGGAGAUCGUGCACAAGCCGGGGCCCAUCAUCCUCACGGUGGCCAAAUGCUGGGAUCCGUCCCCUCAGGGCUACUUCACGCUCCCGCGCAACGAGCCGAUCCGGCCCAUCGACCCGGCAGCCUGGGUCAGUCACUCGGUAGCUCUGACGGGGACCUACCCCGCUUAUCCUGCCAGCUCCGCCCUCAGCUCCGUCACCUCUGGCUCCUCCAUCACCGAGACCGAGCGCUUUACUGACUUCAACCUGUCCCUGCACUCGGACAUGGCGUCGGUGGCCAAGGCGAUGGCAUCGCCCGAGUCCGGCCUGGAGGUCAGGGACCGCAUGUGGCUGAAGAUCACCAUCCCCAACGCCUUCCUGGGCUCGGACGUGGUUGAGUGGCUGUUCCACCACGUUGAGGGCUUCCAGGACCGGCGCGAGGCACGCAAGUACGCCAGUAACCUGCUGAAGGCCGGCUUCAUCCGCCACACCGUCAACAAGAUCACCUUCUCCGAGCAGUGCUACUACAUAUUUGGGGACCUGAGUGACUGUGAGAACUACAUGGCAAAUCUCACCUUGAAUGAUAACGACGGCUCCAGUGGGGCAUCGGAUCAGGACACCUUGACUCCCCUGCCCCUGCCAGGGGCAACGCCCUGGCCCCUGCUGCACUCCUUCCCAUACCAGUACCCCCACCCCUACUCCAGCCAGCCUCCGGCCUACCACGAGCUGUCCAGCUACAGCUAUGGACCCGGCAGCGCAGGAAGCCAGCACAGCGAAGGGAGUCGGAGCAGCGGCUCAACGCGGAGCGAGGGCGAUAGGCGGCGGGGUAAAGGAGGCAGCUCAGGAGGAGGUACCCGGGAGGAGAAAUCGCCGGGAGGCGGGGCAGACUCGCGCUCCGGCAGUGGCAGCGAAUCGGAGUACUCCACCCGCAGCAGCCUGAGGCGUGACCACGGCUCUGCCACGCCCAGCGAGCACAGCCACCUGAGCCAGCGCUCGCACCCCCGCGCCCCACCCCCACACAUGCCCUACCCGCCCGGGAUCCCCCUCCCCUACAACCCCAUGAUGGUCAUGAUGGUCCCACAGCACCCCCUGCCUGCGGUCGGCCCCCCUCACCCCCAGCACCCUGCUGGUCCUCCGGGCCAGGUCCUGACACCCUCCACGACCCCGGGGGGGCCACCUGGGGCCCCUCCCACCCGCGAUCUGGGCUCCGUGCCCCCCGAGCUCACAGCCUCCCGGCAGUCCUUCCAUCUAGCCAUGGGAAACCCCAGCGAGUUCUUUGUGGAUGUGAUGUAAUGGUGUGUGUGUGUGUGUGUGUGUGUGUGUGUGUGUGUGUGUGUGUGUGUGUGUCUGUAUAAGGUGGUUGACAGAGCAGGGUACCCAGUAGUCUCACUAGGUGAUCAUCCACAGAGCCGGAAGCAAUUGAGGUUGACCCACCUCUGCUGUGGGUGUCUGGAUGCCCCCAUGUCCGUCGUGGUCGGACUGUGCCUGAAACAUAACAAAUACACGACUCUGCCCCCCCCUCCCCCCAACAGCAAUGAAUAUGUUAGAAUAUUGGAUAGACAGAUAUAUUUCUGAUAAAGUCCUCAAGAAUGACGUUUGUUUGGUUCCCCUCUGGUGUUUUGCGGGCCAGGUAAUAAAUAGCAUAAUAGCAUUUCAGCACCCCCCCCCCCCCCCAAAAAAAAAGACAAAAAUUAUGCCCGCAAUGAAAUGUGGUCAUUUAUGUUGUUGAACUGACUGUUUUUCAUAUGGUGAAGUCUUUAAAAGGCUACAUGUAUUCGGUGAAGAGUAAAAAUGCAUUUCCGUCACAGCUGUGGUGUAACCAAGCCCAAGAAAGCGAAGUGAAACGGGUAGAAAUGGCUGUAUUUAUCCUUUUUCAGGCAAUCGCAGUACUGUAUAUGAAUAUUUGUUUUGAAUACGACUUAGUCACCGCCGAGCCAAAACAAUUAAACAUAAAUGUGAAUUUUAAUUUCAUUUAAUGCAGAAAGUAAUAUUUACCGUCCCUUUCAUUACUGAUCGCGAUUUUUGAAAAGCCUGAAUAUUGGUUGUAAAUAUCCCAUUUUUAAGCCUUUAAAGAUAAACUGCACCAGAGUUUUAACGUUGAAUUAGCACAGAUACUGAUGAUAGAUAUGCACAGCUUUCGGUGUAAUUUAAAUGAACGAUGGAAGAUAACGGUCCACGGUACGUGGAACAUACCAAAAAAGGUACUUUUGAUUUUAGAUGAAGUAUAAAAAAAUAACGACGAACCCAUUAGAUUUCCAAAGGAUCCCUACCAUUUCAUGUGUUACAUGAUUGUUUCAUGGGUGCUUUCAUUAGAAGAGUACUUUGGGAGUGUGUGUUGCGAAGUAUAACACAAUGGUUUAUGGCAACUUUGUCUUUAUCACCAUUUUCAAUAUUUGAAAUAAAUUUUUACUAAUUUCA